AUGAAGGUCGGACCGGCAGCCCAAGGCUGGGCAGCCGCCGGGUGGGUCGCGUUGCUGGCCGUGCUCCUGCCGCUGUGCUGGCGGGCGGCGGCGGAGCGGCUGCGCUACUCCAUGGCCGAGGAGCUGCCCAGAGGCUCGCUGGUGGGGCCGCUGGCCCGGGACCUGGGGCUCAGCGCCGACGAGCUGCCGGCGCGCAAGCUGCGGAUAGUCGCUGGUGACGAAAAGCAGUACUUCACUCUCGGGGAAGGUAAUACAAAUCUGCGGGUAAACGAGAGGAUCGACCGAGAGGGCAUCUGCGGGGCCGUGUCGCCCUGUGUCCUCCGCUUGGAGGCAGUCAUGGAGAACCCUUUCGACAUGUUUCCUGUGAGCGUUACUAUCCAGGAUAUCAAUGACAACGCGCCGCGGUUUAACAAAGAAUUUGUUACCAUAGAAAUCAUCGAGUCGACGCCUCCUGGGAGCAGAUUCGCACUGGGCAGUGGCAGAGACCCCGACAUCGGGGCAAACUCUUUACAGAAGUACGAGCUUACCCCCAAUCCACUCUUCUCACUCUUAGUGAGGGAGAGCCCUGACGGGACGAAACACGCGGAACUGGUACUGGAGAAAAACUUAGACCGAGAAAAACAGAGAAAUCACCAUUUGAUACUGACGGCACUGGAUGGCGGGGAUCCGGUCCGAUCCGGGACAGCCCAGAUUAAGAUUAACGUGACAGACGCAAAUGACAACCCACCAGUAUUCACCAAAGAGAUCUACAAGGUUCGACUGAUGGAAAACCUGCCAGAGGGCUCCUUAGCUUUUCAGGUGAAAGCCACUGACAGUGACGAAGGUACAAAUGCAGAAAUUACUUACUCUUUCAGUGACAUCGCAGACAGUGCUCGCCAGCUCUUCUCUCUGGACCCCAGGACAGGGGAUGUGAAGGUUACAGGCCCCUUAGAUUAUGAAGAAGGGAAAUAUUAUGAAGCGACUCUUGAAGGCAAGGAUGGGGGUGGACUCACUGCGCAAGCCAAAGUACACAUAGACAUUCUAGACGUAAAUGACAAUGUACCAACCCUUUCUCUCCUGCCUAUCUUGAACCCGAUACCCGAAGACUCAGUCCCGAGUACAGUUAUAGCUGUGAUCAAUGUUCGUGACAGAGACUCGGGAGAAAACGGAGAAGUAAACUGUAACAUGGACGGAAAUCUGCCUUUCAGAUUGGAAAUGUCGUCAGAGAACACCUAUAAACUAAUAAUAGCCAGUGCCCUGGACAGAGAAGCAGUGUCCGCUUACAAUAUCACCAUCACUGCAAGGGACCGGGGCAGCCCGGCGCUCUCGAGCGCGGCGGAGUUGGUGCUGGAGGUGUCGGACGUGAACGACAACGCGCCGGUGUUC
Molecule: messenger RNA, 1365 nt
Organism: Corapipo altera (White-ruffed manakin)
Lineage: Eukaryota; Metazoa; Chordata; Aves; Passeriformes; Pipridae
Product: protocadherin gamma-B5-like
Exons: 1
Biological process (GO): homophilic cell-cell adhesion
Cellular component (GO): plasma membrane
Molecular function (GO): calcium ion binding
Source: RefSeq, a predicted model, not a curated record